AUGGGGGUUUCUGUACCUGUUGUGAAGUUUGUUCGUUUCGUCAGCACGUCCUCCACUCCAGUAAACCAUGAGGAGGACAGACUGGUUUACAUUGGAAACCUGGGAACGGCAGUGCUUGGAGUGAAGUUCUUCUCCUACUCUACCAGCGUGGUCAGCUUAAUUAUUCUGCCAAUGAUUUUUGCAAAUUCUGGCAUCGGAGUAGACAGUCUUCCAUUGAAGAUUGCUUUCUUCAGCAUAGUUGGAUUCUUCACCUUCAUUACUCCUGUUACUUUGCAUUUGUUGACCAAGGGCUAUGUGGUUCGCCUAUAUCACAACAAGGAGAGAGACCUUUAUACUGCAAUCACUUACAAUGCAUUUCUUAAAGAGAAAAGGACGGAGUUUUCCCCAGAAGAUGUUGAAGUACCUGGAGUGAGCAAGAUGUUCACCACAUUUUAUGCAAAGAAGAAAUCCAUGCUGAUAAAUCCAAUGUUAUUUCCCAAUUCCAAUGAUUAUCAGCACCUUAUGGGCUAUGAUAAACCCUUCACUUUUAAUUUAGAAGACCUAAAUCCUCCCUCUAAGGAAAAAUAAACCUUGUGUUUGUAAAGGUG
Messenger RNA from Bufo bufo (common toad), 587 nucleotides. Its product is annotated as transmembrane protein 70, mitochondrial-like. Gene Ontology annotation, biological process: mitochondrial proton-transporting ATP synthase complex assembly. Gene Ontology annotation, cellular component: mitochondrial membrane. Lineage: Eukaryota; Metazoa; Chordata; Amphibia; Anura; Bufonidae. The record is from RefSeq and is a predicted model, not a curated record.